GUAAAUCUAGGGUUUUAAGUUUAUACUUAAACUAAGCAAGGUGUAACUAUAAUACAGGGAUAGUAAGUUCUGAUUCUUCCAGAUCCUGGGGUGUGGACACAGGAACACGUCAAGCAGUGGGUCGAGUGGGCAAUUAAAGAAUACUGCCUCAUCGACGUGGACGUCUCUCGCUUCCACAACAUUGAUGGGAAAGAACUCUGUAAACUCAACAAAGAAGAUUUCAUGCGCAUGACCUCGGAAUACAACACCGACAUUCUACUGUCUCACCUCAAUUACCUCAGACAAAGUAGCCCAACCUUCUCCUAUCCGCCUACUCCAACAAUCACACAACAGCAGCCGCGGGUUCAUGUUAAGACUGAAAAUACUUAUGAGGAGAUCAGAAGGUCCAGUUGGGUGGCGCCUAUAAAUUCUGUCCAGAAAGGAUCUCCAACACAGAUUCAUCCCACCAGCAGGGUGACUGAACCCCCUCCUCGCAUAGUCCCAGAUCCCUACCAAGUUCUUGGACCAACCAUCAGUCGCUUAGCGAACCCAGCAACCGUAGAUGAUGCUAGUUUCUCAUUUGGUCUGGACUACUCACAUGACCCACGCACACUCCUCCACAUACACAGGAGAGAAGGCUCGGGCCAGAUCCAGCUGUGGCAGUUCCUCCUGGAGCUGCUCACUGACAGCGGCAAUGCCAGCUGCAUCAUGUGGGAGGGGACCAAUGGAGAGUUCAAGAUGACUGACCCGGACGAAGUGGCAAGACGGUGGGGGGAGAGGAAGAGCAAACCCAACAUGAAUUAUGACAAGCUGAGCCGCGCCCUGCGCUACUACUACGACAAGAACAUCAUGACCAAGGUGCACGGCAAGCGCUACGCCUACAAGUUCGACUUCCAGGGCAUCUCGCAGGCGCAUCAGAGCCACAGCAGUGACCAAAGCGUCCUCAAAUACCAGCCUGAGGUGCAGUACGUGCAGCCGUACCACAACCACCAACAGAAAAUGAACUUCAUGGGGUCCCACGGCUCCUCUAUGCCUGUCACCUCAGGGAGCUUUUUCGGGUCUCCUUCCCCCUAUUGGAACUCGACUACAGGAUCCAUCUACCCCAAUCCUGGGGUUCCCAGACACCCAGGCACUCAUGUCUCCUCUCAUCUGGGCCCCUUUUACUGAACAUCCCGCAGACAGACUCUCAACCAGGGACUGCUACUGGGUAGGAAGGGCUCAUACAUUUAGGGUGCCUUUGACAAGUGCAGAAUGCUGUUCUGGGUCCAAAUACUGAGCACAGCAAAACCAACUGAACUAUUACAUGUGCUGUUAUGUUACUGAACAGCAUAAAUGGACUGGAUAACCAAGUACUGUGCACAGUAUGUAUGUAGAUAGACUUCUAAUCCUAUGAACUGCAAAUUGUCAGAGGACACCUCCUGUUACUGUACUUAAGGACAAUCAUUCUGGAUUUUUUUCAUGUAAGCAUAGCGUAUGUAUCAUCUCACACGAGCUCCAAAGAGCAAUUGAGUUGUGUGGGAUAAUUAGAAAGGAUUGUCAUAUAUCACAAGGAAUUAAGAAGAAUCAGUUUUGAGACUUUUGUUAGUCAGAGGGAAAAGUAGCUUGUGUCUUUGUUGUGUUUUUUUUCAGUACAAAAACUCUUUAUUACAAAUUACUGUCAUUUAUCUAGAAUACUGUUUUUUAUGUAGAGAACACUUCCAUCUAGUUUGCAGGUUAAAAUAAUAAUCGGUUUCAUUCACAGCAAUAAUUUAAAAAGGUCACGUAUUUUUCUAAAGAUGUGUUUAAUAUUAUAGUGGUAGACCCAUUUCUUUUUGCUUUGUAGCAUUUAGUACUUUUGUCAUUUUUUACAAAGAUGCUCAUAUUUGCACAAUUGAUACUGUCCAAAAUAAUCAUGACGGAAUUUGAUCAGUACUCAUUCUGACCAAUAGCAGAGUGCACAGUUGGCUGAAUGCAGAAAUGGGACAAACCAAAUAUUUCUGCACAAAUGGGUAUUCCUUUGAAAAAGUAGCAGGUGUUUCAUUCUUAAAUAUGUUAUAGCAUCUUUUUAACAAAGGCCUUCAAAACCCAGAGUCUCUCAUUACGUGCGAAUCAAAGUAUGUGGCUUAAUUUAGAAACAGGGAUCUGUGUGCGACAGAAUCUACAACCCAAAAUACAUCCCUGUCUGUUUAGUACAGCUGGAAGAUGUGGGUCACUCAGCCAAAUAGAAAAUAGCCUGUUUUACAAAGCUUUACAUCACAGGUUCAGUAGAGAAUGUGUUUUAUUCGUUCUCUUUUAAAAAUAACAAUGUUUGUUAUUCAUGGAAUUUUUUUCCUGUUUCGUGAAUGCUGAUUUUUAUAUUAUUUCUGAAAAACAGACACAUUUUAGAAAAAGUGUAAGAAACAAUAAAUUCAAUGAGAAAUGCUUCGACCAGAGGUCUUUUUCAAGGUCUUAAAAUGACACUUGGGUCCAAAAAAAAAAAUCAUUUUUAUUUGACAUAAACUAAAGUCACAAAUAAACUCAACAAGUUUUAAAUACUUCAUGUAUCACUUGGUAACAGGAAAAGAGAUUCUUGACUUUGGGAUCAAAGCCUUUGAAAGAAGUGUCCCCGUUAUUGCUGUAAAGACGGUUGCUUAGACAGAUGAGCUGCUAAAUAAAGUUGUUUAGGCGUUUAGCCCUCUGUAAAUUGUCUGGGAAUGGAACUCAUUUACCCUCAACCCAGCGCCUCUGCAAACCGAGACAUCUUUGAUUGGCCACUUGGAUCCAAAUAAAAACCACAGAUAAUAACAAUAACAGGGCAUCCCAAAACUACUGACUCGAGUAUACAGAGUGGGUGUGUGUGUGUGUGUGUGUGUGUGUGUGUGUGUGUGUGUGUGUGUGUGUACAGUUUCAGAUGGUAUUCUUCAUGUAGCCUUCAUUUUCACUCCUUUCUUGUGUAGCAUAUUCCUGGUCUAAUAAUGAUCUCAUUUUGCCCAAUCUAAUUUAGUGUUCUGUUUAUAUAUAACUAGCUCCUGUACUCAUUUUGUAAAGUUACUGUUUGUUUUCUUUGUCAAUAAAGUUUUUGUUUAUCUCA
This is a messenger RNA of Polyodon spathula (Mississippi paddlefish), 3028 nucleotides long. RefSeq names its product retroviral integration site protein Fli-1 homolog. Gene Ontology annotation, cellular component: nucleus. Gene Ontology annotation, biological process: cell differentiation; regulation of transcription by RNA polymerase II. NCBI's taxonomy places the organism in Eukaryota, Metazoa, Chordata, Actinopteri, Acipenseriformes, Polyodontidae. The transcript has 7 exons. Gene Ontology annotation, molecular function: sequence-specific DNA binding; DNA-binding transcription factor activity, RNA polymerase II-specific. The record is from RefSeq and is a predicted model, not a curated record. Bases 223 to 1146 code for a protein of 307 amino acids.